Messenger RNA from Carassius gibelio (silver crucian carp), 2533 nucleotides. It is a transcript of the gene map7a, whose product is annotated as microtubule-associated protein 7a. Lineage: Eukaryota; Metazoa; Chordata; Actinopteri; Cypriniformes; Cyprinidae. Gene Ontology annotation, cellular component: microtubule cytoskeleton. The transcript has 16 exons. Gene Ontology annotation, biological process: microtubule cytoskeleton organization. Bases 387 to 2225 code for a protein of 612 amino acids. The record is from RefSeq and is a predicted model, not a curated record.
CCAUAAGGCGGCUCCGCAUGACAAACAGCCCAAGAAGCCAUGACGGAUUUGUAAAUGAAUCAUGGUAGUCAGACCUUUUGAAUUAAUUUGUUGGUCCAGUUCAGCAAAAACAGUCUGAAUCUGGAUCUGACUGAGCCGGUUCUCGACUUUACCAGCUCACAGUGGUUAACAGCUCACUAGGGAGGAAUAUUUUUAUUGACAAACAUAUACAUUUCAGUCCGUUUCACACACAAAUCUAUCGGCUUCGGAAGACUUGGAAUAUAGCGCAAGAGUGUCUAUUCCCUGCUAGAGAUGCACUGAUAAGCCGUUGGCUGGAGUGGAAGACUUGAGCACAGGGAACACAGAUGCUCUACAUGUAUUAGACAGACACACACACUCACUGUAAGAUGCCAGCUCAUCUGAGCCUGGCAGAACAGGAGCGGGAGUGGAGGAAGACAGAGCUGGGUCUCGCUGCGAUCUCGGAGAAGGGACGGAUGAAGAUGUGCGACACUGCGAGGAAGCAGAGAGGUUCCAGAUCUGAUGUUAAACCCACAGCCCUGGAGCAAAAAAGAAAAGCAUGUGCUCCACUGAACAUCAAAUCAGCACAGAUUAAUAUCAGCAAACGAAAUGGAAAUAAUACAGAAUUAAAUGUUCUGAAAGUGGACGAGAGACUGCGAUUGGCCCGGGAACGCAGAGAGGCAUACCAAAAACAGCUGGCACUGCGCGAGCGCGGUUGGCUGGCGAGGGAAGAGCGGGCCAAGCAGUUCUACGAGAAACACCUUGAGGAGCGAAAGAAGAGGUUGGAGGAGCAGCGACAAAGAGAGGAAAGGAGGAGGAUGGCGGUUGAGGAGAAGCGCAAACAGAGACUCAAAGAAGAAAGAGAGCGUUAUGAGUCUGUGGUGCAGAAGACGAUGGAGAAAAGUCAGAAGGCCAAACAGAAACCUGGCCACUGCUCACGAAGGGUCGCCAAGAAUGAAAACAAUAAUGCUAAACGUCGCUCUCUUAGUCAAUGGGAGAUUGACCUUGUCCGUCGUCUUCAGACUCCUACCGUCUCUUAUCUAGCCAGAAGCAAGAGUGCUGUGUGUCUGUCACGAGACACAGUUGUUCAUAUUUGUCGUCGUUCAGCCUCAUGUCAUACCAUGAACUCAAGCAUCACACGCAAGCUCCAGGUGCACUGCGGGAAAGUGGCAAACAGGCCUGUAAGCUCAAGUCCAAACAUCGCCAUCCGAAGAACCACCAACAGAGAGCUGGCGGUAAAAGGCAAUUUUGUGGGACUGGACUUGAAAAAGCCACAGCUACAAACAACAACAAACAAAAUCAAGCCCAAACAGGACACAAAACCACCAGAGAAUACUGUCCUCCCAACAUCACGGCUGCAGAACAGAUCACAUAUCAGACAAGCCACACUUAAACAAGACAGUUUGCCUCCACUGCAAGAAGAGGAGGAUCUAGAAUCUGAGGAAUCGCUUGCUCAACAAUGUCUGCAAGAUAACCAACUCCUGUCGAAUCCAGCUACUAAUGGGCCUUCCAACCCAUCAGCAGGCUCUCAGAUUCCUAAUGGACCAAGUCAGAUUGGUGACGUAGCACAAUUGAGAGCUGCUGCAUGGACUACAGAUGCUGAAGAGGCCACUCGCCUGCUGACUGAGAAAAGAAGACAAGCUCGACUCCAGAGAGAGAAGGAGGAAGAGGAGUGCAGACUGAAAGAGGAGAUGGAAAGAAAGAACAGAGAGGAACUGGCCCGUCAAAGAGUUGAAGAACGAGCCAGACAAGAAGCAGAGGCCCUCAAACUGGAAGAGGAGAAGAAGAAGACCGAGGAAGAAGAGCGACUCAAGGCUGAAGAGGAAAACACUCGCAGACAGAAAGAGGAAGAAAAUAAGCUUCAGCAGCAGAGGGAGCAAGAGGCUCGUCAGAGGGUGCUGGAAGAGCAGCAGAGACUGGAAAGAGAGAGUCGUUUCCAGAAAGAGGAGGCCGAACGCCAAGAAAGGAAAAAGCGUCUGGAAGAAAUCAUGAAAAGAACAAGAAAGACAGAGUCUGAUAACAAGAAAACUGCGUCAGUGAAGGACAACUUGCCUUGUGAGAACAUGAAGCCUGUAAUCAGGCUACCAGGAACAGGACAAGUGCCAAAACUGGAGCUGAGGGACGAGGAGGAUAUGCUUCCUACUGUGGCCUUUAAGGAGCGACGGUCCUUCCGCAGUCUUUCUGGCCUGGAUGAGAUACAAGCCCAUCAGCAAACCGAGGUUAUUUAACCCACGGACCCGUCAUAUGAUGCCAAGACCAUCAGAGCAACUUCAGCAAGCUUGUCUUUCUGAACAACACAAAACAUCAUAUGCACUUAAUUUCCCUGCACUUUAAUAAUCCUGUAGUUUAAUAGUCACACUUCUUUAUCUGUAUUACAAUUCUCGACUGCCCAGUUAAAUGCCUAAAUUACAGCUUUAUUUGCUAGAGUGACAUCAUGCAUCGCUCAGAAGCCAGAUAAGUUUUGGUAUGUGGUAAGAUUCACUUAAUAACAAUAAUGAUAGUAAUAAUAAUAAUACUUGAAUAAUACUUAAAGAUA